Molecule: messenger RNA, 2128 nt
Organism: Mytilus trossulus (common blue mussel)
Lineage: Eukaryota; Metazoa; Mollusca; Bivalvia; Mytilida; Mytilidae
Exons: 5
Coding region: 60-1895 (611 amino acids)
Source: RefSeq, a predicted model, not a curated record
CUACCACAAUUGCGAGACAGGACUCCAAUGUAUAGGAUUUCUUUCUAAAUUGUACAAACAUGGAAAUGCAUUCUGAAGCUGAACCACUGGUCCCACAAAUGUCAAAUCAAGGAUCAAUUCGAAAGAAGUUGGACUCUUGUAGAAAGAUACACAUCCUGAAUGUCGUAGCCUUUUUAGCAAUUGCUGGUUGUACAGUUUACUUAUUGUUGGAAAUGAAAAACAUAAAAAAUAACCGGAAUGAAGGAACUGAAAGGAUGCCAAAGAAUUUACAUAAUCAAGAAGGUGAACCGAACCUAAGUUCUCAAAUAAAACGCAAUCAGUCAGCGUUUGACAAAGAUGAUAUUCUAAACAAUGAGCUUCAAGAUUGCAUUGGGUCACGAGAAAAAGAAACUUUUCCUGAUAUUGACUAUGCAUUUUUCGGCUACAAUAUUUUAAAAGGUUAUCCGCAUGCCAUUGGCCAUGAUCCUGGGUUUACGUAUCCAAUAUUUAAAAUAGACUACAGUGAAAAAAGACAGUCCGGAGAUUGCAGAUACUUCAUACCUAAGGGAUUGGUUGUCAUUCCUGAUGUGUCAUGUGCACUCUCUUUCUCGUCCAAGACUGUAAAAAAUACACAUGAAUUGUCUAAAGCUUUAUCAGUAUCCACAAGUGUACACGGUGGGGGAUAUGGUGCCAGUUUUUCUGCGAGUGCUGGAUAUAAAGAAUCAUCCCAUGAAUUGUCUUCAGGGGAAUCAGUUUACAUAUUUUCAAAGGCAAAGUGCCGGUACUACUUCACUCAAAUGAUGACACAAAAGCCUCCUUCAUUCACCGACGCUUUUCUAGAUUGGGUUUUCAAAUUGAACAGUACAAAUGAUAAAGAUACUUAUGUCGAUUUUUUUGAAACAUUCGGAACUCACUACCAGACAUAUACGUCUUUUGGCUCCAGAUUUAUUUAUCAAUAUAAAAUGAGUUUAAAAACAUAUCAAUCAGAAAAUCAAAAGGAUGUAUCUGUUGAAGCUGCAGCAAGUUAUUCUGGACUUUAUAGUGCAGGUGCAGAUUUUAAGAUGAACUCACACCAAAAGGAAGCUGUAACAAGCUUUUUGAAUUCGGUCGAAACGAAAACCAUCACAGUUGGUGCACCUCCACCAGAAGAUGGUAAAGCUUUGACCUGGGCAUCAACUGUCAAAGAUAAUCCAGUACCAAUGGAGUACAGUCUGGAAUCAAUCGAAAAUCUCUUUACGAAAAAUUUCAUGAGUCGAUUGAAUGUAGAUUAUAAUAGGAUUCGGUAUAAAAUAGAAGAAUAUAGAUUAGAGAAUUGUAAACAUCUCCAAAUCACUGGACAAAUAGAUACCUGUGAGGAUGAAAGGCCAGGGUUCAGUAAAAUGAAAGUUUUGACAAAAACAAAACUUUAUUUUCAUUACAAAUGGGUUAAUUUUUCAACGCCUAAUGAAUGUACACAAUUGUGUCUUGAUGAAUUUAAAUGCAAAGCAAUUUCAUAUUGUGUACAAGAUUGUACUCAAUAUGAACACUAUUGCUAUAUGUAUGAUCAUGGGGGACAGUCAAACAAAACGUACCAAAGGGACAUUAUACCCUGUCAAUUGGAUGGACGCUGGUGUAAUGUUGCAGGCAAUGAAAACAAAAAUUGGCAAAGUGCAGUAUUUUCAACUAAAAUCCAACAGCAUAUGGAAUUCAAUGUCACUAAUAUAAAAGGCGUUCGUCGUUCAUCAUUCAAUGCGAAGGACGUGUCUACAAAGAGUGCUUGUAAAUCUCGUUGUAAGAAAGAUGAUUUUUGCGCGGCAUAUACAUUCAGUUCCUCUCCUGAUAUAAAUAUGAAGUGUCAUCUGUAUGCUGAAAGUGGAAUAGAGGGACUUUCCGUAGAUUUGUACACCAACACUUAUUUCAUAACUAGUGUAAAAUAACAUGUAUCUUCAUCAGAUAUCUAACGCUCGUCUUUCGAUCAACUAUGAAGAAAGAAUGUUCCAUUUCGAUACAUUAUCGAAUAGAUUAUAUUAACAAACACUUUUCUCAAUUCUUUUAAUAGCUUUUCAAAUUUAUCCUACCAGUUUUGACAUCUUCAUGUUAUGUUUGAAUUAUAUACAUCCGCCCGUUAGCAUCAUGCAUAAGAUAUGAUAGACAUUGAUAAACUUUUACA